This is a messenger RNA of Labeo rohita (rohu), 4298 nucleotides long. RefSeq names its product GTPase IMAP family member 8. The transcript is spliced from 4 exons. The coding region runs from base 356 to 1723 and encodes 455 amino acids. Lineage: Eukaryota; Metazoa; Chordata; Actinopteri; Cypriniformes; Cyprinidae. The record is from RefSeq and is a predicted model, not a curated record. Gene Ontology annotation, molecular function: GTP binding.
AGCUCUCAUAAGAUUACAAUCGCAAGCCACAUAUUUUUUCACUCCCCUCCUUACAUCCUUCUUAUCGCUAGUUGCUGCUUUCUCACAGCUCCCUCCUGCUGUGUGUCCUUGCUUGUAUCAUUUCAUGAAAGAAAGAGAGUGAAAAGGAACCAGAGGGAAAGGUUUCAAGGGUGUUGUAUAAUAAUAAAAAAAUGAGUUGAAGAGGGAGGGAAAGAGUGUAGGAGGGAGAAGAGAGGGGAGAAAGACAUGUUUUGAACACAAGCAACUGGCUGCAGAGACUAAACCGCAGGAGAGAGAGAGUAAAAGGGGGAGAACAAGAGCGAGACAAGGAGACAACGCACCAGCUAGACACAAGAUGGCUACAGUCUCCUCUGAUUUAAAUGCUGCAGAGAGCUCUUCUCCACCCAUCCGGCGCCUCCUGUUGCUGGGGUUCCAGGGCUCCGGUAAGACCGCCACACUGAAUACCAUAUUGAGCCAGAAGAAAAACCCUCCCGACAGUUCCCAAACAGACCAACAACACUGGGUAGACAUUCUCAACUGGCGACUGCUGAUCAUUGACACCCCUGGAUGGAAGCUGGAAUCCGAAGAUGCAACUGACGAGACAGACUCAGAGAAUCAGCAGUCUGUCAUUGAUCAAUGUUCUCCUGGUCCUCAUGCCCUGCUGCUGGUGGUUCCCAUUGGAGUUCCGUUCACCGAGCACCACUGGCAAGGUCUUUGGUCCCGAGUUAGAGCACUGGGAGCAGGUAUAUGGAGGCACGCGAUGGUUUUGUUCACCUGUGCGGACCAGUUGCCACAAGAUAUGGGUGUGGAGGAGUUUAUUGUGGAUGGCGGGGCAGCGCUGCAGAGGCUGGUGGAGAGGUGCGGCUGUAGGUAUCACGCCUUGGACAACACCUGCUCGGACAAAAGUGCUCAGGUUGCAGAGCUUUUGCAGAAAGUGGAGGAGAUGGUGCAGGAGAAUCAAGGCUGGUUCUUUGAAAUGGUAAGGCCAAGCCUUGGAUUUGGUGAUGAAGAGACUGACAAUGAAAGAGAUGAGGAUAGAGGUACAGAAGUGGAGAGGACAGCCGCAAUGUUUAGGUCUCCACCAAGAGAGUUACGAGUGCUGUUGGUAGGCUGGCGUGGAGCAGGUAAGAGCUCUGCAGGUAAUCUUCUACUGGGCUGUCGUGUAUUCGAAUCAGGACGCCCCACUGAGGUGUCUGUCCGCCGUCAAGCACUGGUUGCCGGUCGGCGCCUCACGGUUGUCGACACCCCAGGUUGGGAUUGGUUCUCCGUCCAGCGCACACCAAGCAACAUACGAAAAGAAAUCAAACUGGGGGCAGGGCUUCUCCAUCCUGGCCCACAUGCGCUCCUAUUGGUCAUCCCCGUGGUGUCCACCCUCACUCCCAAAAAGAGGCAGGCCCUUAAGAGCCACUUAGAGAUGUUUGGCGAGGAGGCGUGUCAGCACACACUGGUGUUGUUUUCAUGUGGCGACUGGCUGUAUGGAACCUCAAUUGAGGAUCACAUCCAGCGGGACGGAGGCGAGCUGCUGAAACUGAUGCAGCAUUGCUGGAACUGCUACCAUGUGCUGGACUGUACCAAAGCCAACAAGGACAAGUCACAAGUGACGGAACUCUUGCGGAAAAUAGAGGAGAUGGUAGCGGAAAAUGGGCAGAAACCUUUCUUACCGGUCAAACUGAACCAAGAAUUAGACGAGGAGGAAACGAGUGGAAGAUGCAUUCUGCAGUGAAGAAUAAGGCAACAGAAAGUGCACAUCUUAGAUCAGGGAUGGGUCACGUCGUGCAGUGUUUAGCUCCAAAUCUGUAAAAAGCUCUCCUGCCUGUAGCAUUAGUGAUCCUAAAGACCUUGAUUAUCUUGUUUAAAGGCCGGUUGCACCAGCUAGACAUAAAAAAGCUGGGUGUAAGCCCUACGCUGGGCUUUGCAACGUCCAACUUUACGAUAAAUAUUUACACCUGUUGCACCAGUUAAAACUACGAUCAGGCGCAUCCAUGCCAGCACAUUCUCCCGCUGUGAUAGCUGAGACGACAGACAAUCGAAUAGAAAUAUUAAAGGAAUAAUUUAAGACAGUUAUAUACCAUUAUCAGCAUUGUAAAGUAGAUUCGUCUCUCAUUGUUUCUGAGAGAAUUUGUGCCGUUAAUGCAGUGUUAGCCUUUGUUUUGACUAGGCGUAAAAUUUAGUCUCAGACGUAGCACUACGUAUAAAUUCUACGCACGACUUAAAGCGCAUUUUACAUCCAGCCUAGUCUUACAACCGGGUGUAUGUCCAGCUGGUGCAACCUGCCCCAGGUGUGUUUGAUUAGGGAUGGAACUAAACCCCAAGACUGACAUUGGCCCUGUCCCAAAUGGCACCCUAAACCCUCGCGUUUUUCUCGAGUCCGCACUUUCGCAACGUAAUGCCGCUUUGACUGUCAGGUAGAAGUCUGCAGAAAUGUGUAUCGAGGGAAAAGGGUGUUCCUGCACAACCGGAGGCUGCAGUUUCAGGACCGCAUUUCUAGGACCCUAUAGUUAUUUUGUAUUAUUUUAUUUAAUUUAUUUAUUAUAUAUAUGUAUGUAUUAGCGUCUCAUUUUAUUUAAUAGCGCUUGCUAUUCAAUUCUGUAUAUUAUUAUUUUUUAAAGAAAUAUGUAGUUGUUUAACUGUAUACACUUAAUUAUUGUCCUAACCGACUCCUAACCCUUAACAUACCCAUUGGUAACCUGUUUGAAAUAUUUAACCUAAUUUAUUUCAAUAUAUUCUAUAUAUAUUCUAGGGUUAAAUUCCAUUUUCUUGUAAAGAAAGACUUGUAUCUUCGCAGCACAGCGAUUCACGUCUAAUGUAUGACGCACAUAAAGUGCAAUAAAUGGUAAAACAAUUGCGCUACAAAUUACUUGUUUAUUAGUACAUUAAUAAAUGUAAUUUUAUUUGAAUACAAAUGUUAGUUUCUAACAUUCAGCAGAACAAUGAUCUGUUUUGCACAGCUAAAUAGGCUAAAUGGAGAUUGCUGACACGCCUCGAACACAAGUUCACACCAAAAUAAAAUGGAUGGAUUAAAAAUGAAUAGUUUUUGUUUUAUGCUUGUAUCAGAUCUCCUCUAGAUGGCGCUGUCACAAAAAAUAGGGUCCUAGAAAUGCGGUGCUAGAAAUGCGGUCCUGGAACUGCGGUCCUGAAAAUGCACCCUCCGGCUGUGCAGGAAUAUACUAUUGUGUGUGCACAUGAAGUGUUCUAUUUGGGACAGGGCGGUUGCCUGUCCAUGUCUUAGAGGAAUGCAAAUGUUAUUGACCUUUUGGAUCCCAAAACAAGCAGUAUUACUCCAAUUGUUUAUUACCCACAAGGCCAUUCAUACUAUUGUGUCAAAGUCAUACUGACAGAAUGUAAACCGAGUUUGAACUGGACAUUCCACUGCUUUUUAACUUUAUGGUUAGUACGUUCUGCUUAUGUUGACAUUUAGUAGCACACAUACAGCAGUACAAACUAUAUUUUUGUCUCCUUAAGAGUAAGUCACUGGAUUUUCACUGGACAUUCACCUUUGCUAGAAACACGUAGCACUUAUUAACAUAAUAUUUUUUUUUAACUUGCUUUCAAAUAACAGAAAUAACUGAGACCACUCAUUCUCAGUACACAAAUAUUGAUACUCUUGCCAAAUGCAUGCACUGGUUUCAAUGAUGAUUAUUAUCUAGUGUUAUUUACAACGCAUGGUGGCAACAAACAGAUCAAAUGACCAAAAUUAUUCUGUCCAUUUCCGCGCUGUAUGGCAGGACUCUCAUGCCCGGUAUUGUACAAUAUUUAUACAACUUGGUUUUUCAUGCACACUUACUUACUACAUACAUGUACCUUGAUUGUACUCAUUGUAUUAUCAUAGCAUAUCAUAUCAAGUCUAGUAGGCUACAUGGGGGUAUGUGCACCUGAAAUAGAGCUGGAUUCUAGAGUAUACAGUAGUUCCACAGACUGAACUGAAUGUGCAAUUGAGCACCUUAAGAACAUUUCUUUUUGUUGUGAAUUUGAUAUGAUUGGUGACUAAUAAGGAGGACAUAUACUUAUGACUGUGAUAUCAGCAUUGUAUUCUACCUAAACACAUUUUUAACAAUGUGUGUUGAGCAUUCAGGGCAUGGCUGUUACUAUUGCAUAAUAAUAAUUAUCACAUCUGCACAUUUGUGGCACAAUAUGAUAAUAUACUAUGAAUUCCCAAGUGCUUGGGCAAACAUUUCAGCCUUAAAAAAAAAGUAACAUUCAACUGGUUUGACAGAAGAGUUUAGCUUUUGUAUGCUUUUCGCUUCAUAUUUUCAUAUUAAUAAAGAAUAAUUUUACAGUGAAUUUGGCAUAAUGAGUGG